Panthera uncia (snow leopard) is the source of this 2519-nucleotide messenger RNA. RefSeq names its product extracellular leucine rich repeat and fibronectin type III domain containing 2 (gene ELFN2). Gene Ontology annotation, molecular function: protein binding. Bases 27 to 2519 code for a protein of 830 amino acids. The transcript has a single exon. Lineage: Eukaryota; Metazoa; Chordata; Mammalia; Carnivora; Felidae. Gene Ontology annotation, cellular component: plasma membrane. The record is from RefSeq and is a predicted model, not a curated record.
CUUCCAGGGGGGCCGCGGCCGGCGCCAUGCUGCGCCUGGGGCUGUGCGCCGCCGCGCUGCUGUGCGUGUGCCGGCCGGGCGCCGUGCGCGCCGACUGCUGGCUCAUCGAGGGCGACAAGGGGUACGUGUGGCUGGCCAUCUGCAGCCAGAACCAGCCGCCCUACGAGACCAUCCCGCAGCACAUCAACAGCACCGUGCACGACCUGCGGCUCAACGAGAACAAGCUCAAGGCCGUGCUCUACUCGUCGCUGAACCGCUUCGGGAACCUCACCGACCUCAACCUCACCAAGAACGAGAUCUCCUACAUCGAGGACGGCGCCUUCCUGGGCCAGUCGAGCCUGCAGGUGCUGCAGCUCGGCUACAACAAGCUCAGCAACCUGACCGAGGGCAUGCUGCGCGGCAUGGGCCGCCUGCAGUUCCUGUUCGUGCAGCACAACCUCAUCGAGGUGGUGACGCCCGCCGCCUUCUCCGAGUGCCCGAGCCUCAUCAGCAUCGACCUGUCCUCCAACCGCCUCAGCCGCCUGGACGGCGCCACCUUCGCCAGCCUGGCCAGCCUCAUGGUGUGCGAGCUGGCCGGCAACCCCUUCAACUGCGAGUGCGACCUCUUCGGCUUCCUCGCCUGGCUGGUGGUCUUCAACAACGUCACCAAGAACUACGACCGCCUGCAGUGCGAGUCGCCGCGCGAGUUCGCCGGCUACCCGCUGCUGGUGCCCCGGCCCUACCACAGCCUCAACGCCAUCACCGUGCUCCAGGCCAAGUGCCGCAACGGCUCGCUGCCCGCCCGGCCCGCGAGCCACCCCACGCCCUACUCCACCGACGCCCAGCGGGAGCCGGACGAGAACUCGGGCUUCAACCCCGACGAGAUCCUGUCGGUGGAGCCGCCGGCCUCGUCCACCACGGAUGCGUCUGCGGGGCCGGCCAUCAAGCUGCACCACGUGGCCUUCACCUCGGCCACGCUGGUGGUCACCAUCCCGCACCCCUACAGCAAGAUGUACGUCCUGGUCCAGUACAACAACAGCUACUUCUCCGACGUCAUGACGCUCAAGAACAAGAAGGAGAUCGUGACGCUGGACAAGCUGCGGGCGCACACCGAGUACACGUUCUGCGUGACCUCGCUGCGCAACAGCCGCCGCUUCAACCACACCUGCCUGACCUUCGCCACGCGGGACCCCGUCCCCGGCGACCUGGCGCCCAGCACCUCCACCACCACCCACUACAUCAUGACCAUCCUGGGCUGCCUCUUCGGCAUGGUCAUCGUGCUGGGCGCCGUCUACUACUGCCUGCGCAAACGGCGCAUGCAGGAGGAGAAGCAGAAGUCCGUCAAGGUCAAGAAGACCAUCCUGGAGAUGCGCUACGGGGCCGACGUGGAUGCCGGCUCCGUGGUCCACGCCGCCCAGAAGCUGGGCGAGCCCCCCGUGCUGCCCGUGCCCUGCAUGCCUUCCAUCCCCUCCGUGAUCGGGGAGAAGCUUCCCGCCCCCAAGGGGCUGGAGGCCGGGCUGGACACGCCCAAGGUGGCCACCAAGGGCAACUACAUCGAGGUGCGCACCGGCGCGGGCGGGGACGGCCUGGCGCGGCCCGAGGAUGACCUCCCGGACCUGGAGAACGGCCAGGGCUCGGCCGCCGAGAUCUCCACCAUCGCCAAGGAGGUGGACAAGGUCAACCAGAUCAUUAACAACUGCAUCGACGCCCUCAAGCUGGACGCGGCCUCGUUCCUCGGGGGAGGCGGCGGCGGCGGCGGGGACCCCGAGCUGGCCUUCGAGUGCCAGUCCCUCCCUGCGGCCGCCGCCGCCGCCGCCGCCGCCUCCUCGGCCGCCGCCCCCGGGGCGCUGGAGCGGCCCAGCUUCCUCUCGCCCCCCUACAAGGAGAGCGUGCACCACCCGCUACAGCGCCAGCUGAGCGCCGAUGCCGCCGUGGCGCGCAAGACCUGCAGCGUCUCGUCCAGCGGCUCCAUCAAGAGCGCCAAGGUCUUCAGCCUGGACGUGCCCGACCACCCGGCCGCCGCGGGGCUGGCCAAGGGCGACUCCAAGUACAUCGAGAAGGGCAGCCCCCUCAACAGCCCGCUGGACCGGCUCCCGCUGGUGCCCGCGGGCGGCGGCGGGGGCGGCGGGGGCGGCGGCGGCGGCGGGGGCGGCGGGGUCCAUCACCUGGAGGUGAAGCCCGCCUACCACUGCAGCGAGCACCGGCACAGCUUCCCGGCCCUGUACUACGAGGAGGGCGCCGACAGCCUGAGCCAGCGCGUGUCCUUCCUCAAGCCGCUGACCCGCUCCAAGCGGGACUCCGCCUACUCCCAGCUCUCCCCCAGACACUACUACUCAGGUUACUCCUCCAGCCCUGAGUACUCCUCCGAGAGCACGCACAAGAUCUGGGAGCGCUUCCGGCCCUACAAGAAGCACCACCGGGAGGAGGUGUACGUGGCCGCCGGCCACGCCCUGCGCAAGAAGGUCCAGUUCGCCAAGGACGAGGACCUGCACGACAUCCUCGAUUACUGGAAAGGGGUCUCGGCCCAGCAGAAGCUGUGA